AUGGCCUCCCUACGCCCUACAUCCCGCCUACUCGCGGCCUCUCGACCUCUAUUCCUCACCUCCGUAGCCUCGAGAUCUUAUGCCACCGUGGAGUCUGCAUCCAAGGUCGCGGAUCAAUCUACCCCAUCGACUUUGCAAUCCCCAAGACUCAAGACCUUCAAGAUCUACAGAUGGAACCCGGACAAGCCCACCGAGAAGCCUUACAUGCACGACUAUACUCUCGACCUGAACAAGACCGGCCCCAUGGUGCUAGAUGCCCUGAUCAGAAUAAAAAACGAGCAAGAUCCGACCUUGACCUUCCGGAGAAGUUGCAGAGAGGGCAUCUGCGGGAGCUGUGCCAUGAACAUUGAUGGCGUUAACACCCUGGCUUGCUUAUGCCGUAUUCCUACCGAGACCACCAAAGAGUCCAGAAUCUAUCCUCUCCCUCACACCUACGUGGUCAAAGAUCUAGUUCCCGAUCUGACCUACUUCUACAAGCAAUACAAAUCAAUCAAGCCAUACCUACAGCGUGACACACCUUCUCCAGACGGCCGCGAAAUCCGCCAAUCGCCCGCAGACCGCAAAAAACUCGACGGUCUUUACGAGUGCAUCCUGUGCGCCUGCUGCUCAACCUCCUGUCCAUCCUACUGGUGGAACUCGGAAGAAUACCUCGGCCCCGCUCUCCUGCUGCAGUCUUACCGGUGGCUAAUUGAUUCGCGUGACGAGAAAACCGAGGAGCGCAAGGCUCACCUCGACAACAGCAUGAGUGUAUACAGAUGCCACACCAUUCUCAACUGCACGAGGACGUGCCCCAAGGGAUUGAACCCCGGUCUGGCCAUUGCGGAGAUUAAGAAGAUGAUGGCCUUCGCGUAA
Messenger RNA from Histoplasma mississippiense, 852 nucleotides. RefSeq names its product succinate dehydrogenase iron-sulfur protein, mitochondrial precursor. Gene Ontology annotation, biological process: respiratory electron transport chain; tricarboxylic acid cycle; aerobic respiration. The transcript is spliced from 3 exons. The coding region runs from base 1 to 852 and encodes 283 amino acids. Gene Ontology annotation, molecular function: 2 iron, 2 sulfur cluster binding; electron transfer activity. The record is from RefSeq and is a predicted model, not a curated record. Lineage: Eukaryota; Fungi; Ascomycota; Eurotiomycetes; Onygenales; Ajellomycetaceae. Gene Ontology annotation, cellular component: mitochondrial membrane.